Messenger RNA from Acanthosepion pharaonis, 3816 nucleotides. NCBI's taxonomy places the organism in Eukaryota, Metazoa, Mollusca, Cephalopoda, Sepiida, Sepiidae. The record is from the annotation of a GenBank genome assembly.
AUGGGCUCGAGAUGUCAUAUAAAACAAUGUACCAGCAUAACCUGUCCGGAUGGAGAGGAAUGUAGCCAGGUAGGAAGUUAUCAACUAUGUUCGUGCAAGAAACCACUCAUUGAAGGUGUUCACUGCGUUGUCGAUAUCGACUUUUGUAAGGACAAUAACUGCGACCUAAAAGGAACUAAGAACUGCACUAACCUGCAAUAUGACUACUUAUGUGAUUGUUUGCAAGGUUUCUCAGGACGAUAUUGUGAGGUAACCCCAUGCGAUCCAGGAUGUGAUCACGGUACGUGUAGGAUAGACAGUCAAGGAUCGUGGGUAUGUGAAUGCCACCAAGGAUGGAAGGGAACAAACUGUACAGAGUUAGAUCCUGUGUGUGAUAGAAACCCAUGUCAAAAUGACGGGAAAUGCAUUGGUAAUCUCAUUGAUUUCAACUGCAUAUGCUCAGCCCAAUACCAAAAUAAAACCUGUGACGUGGUUGUAGACGCUUGCGAAACAGUCAACCCUUGCGUUGGAGAGUCCAAUGCGUGCCAGAACUUGUUUACACGCUCAGGUUGUGCCUGCUUGAAUGGUAAAUCAGGAUUUGAUUGCAAUGAUAGACCAAUUUGCACGCCGACGAAGUGUCUAAAUGGUGGUACUUGUGAAAUCAAAAAUUAUAUUGCGAACUGCAUCUGCCCCAUUGGAUUUGAAGGUAGAAGGUGUCAUAUAAUCAGUGAUCCUUGUUCCUAUAUUAAGAAUUGCAAUAAGACAGAUUGUGAAAAUCAAGGACAACAGGCUUUUUGUAAAUGUGUCAAUGGAAAAAUUGGUCAACACUGCAAUCAAGAUGCUUUGUAUGACGUCGACUUAUUCUUCCCAAAAAGCAAAGGUUUUAUACAGCGGACUCCAAUUCCAAUGUGGAGUCCAUUGACUGGAAACUUUCUCUCACUGGCCUUUUGGAUUAAAUAUUAUCUGCCUCUCCAGGAAGACGUGUUAACUACAAGUCUUGUUCUUUACGGAACAAAUCAUUCAAAUGACAUAUCGCCGAUCUCGGAACUUCUAUCGCUCGACAACGAUACUUUGACGAUCCAGUUUUCUGAAAUGAAAUCAUUUAACCUAUCUGUUGUGGACGACGGUUGGUGGCAUCAUGUCUUCAUCACCUGGUUCAACAAUGUCAUUUCCGUUUAUCUCGAUUUCAAUCGUAUCAUAAACGAGCCGUAUGGAAAAGAUAAAACUCUACCAAUGUAUGGCGUCCUAAUCCCUGGUGGGAUUAUCAACAUAUCAAGACACGAAGUGAGGCCUUCCAAAUUUGCCGGUCGAAUCAACCGCCUCGUUCUCUUUAACAGCACUUGGAGUGCAGAAGAAGUGAAGAACAUACGGAAUAAUAUCAAUCAGGUUUUACAGGACGUAAUCCUCGAUUUUUACCGCAGCGUCUUGGACAUGGCUAACAUCCUACUGGAAUUCCCAUCAGAAAUCACCCAGAACAUGUGUGAACUCACCCCUAACUGUUCAGAAAGUAAUAGAGGUCAAUUCCCAGUGGUAGAAUUUUGUCCCCAUGCACAAUUGAAAGUAGGACCAAGGUGGUCAAUUAUCGAUUUUAUACAGCCAAAAUUCAACCACAAUUACACAACAGUUUCCAAUUAUAUCCAUGGAGUGUCCUAUUUUGAUUGGGGUUUGUACAGUAUUGAAUACAUUGCAUUUGGCAAGAACAACGAAACGUCAGCUGUCUGUACAUUCCAGCUGGUCAGUCGGCGUUUUAGCUGUAAUGAGACGAUCAAUAGUAUUUAUUUGAACAAAACCGACAGGAAUUGCCAGCAACACAACGAAUCGAUUAUUUGCUCUCCAAACUGUGACGACCCAAAUAAAAUUCAAGUUAUUCCCAGUCCCCUGGUAUAUUCCUGUGGUGUCACUCAAAUGUGGGGGAAGGAAUAUACAUCACACUUUAGAUUUCUGCCUUGUGAAACAGUAACACGCGUCAAAACGAUUAACCUUAAAAUCGAUAUUACAAUGAAAGCUGACGGGGUUCAACCCCUUCCUUCCGAAUUGUGUGCGGAAAUAAAGAAGAAAAUUGAAGCCCUCAUGACCACUCAUGAAGUCUGUCCGAAUAAUAAUUGUUUCAGUUGUUCUGAGAAAUCGGCCAACUCUGCUCGGAAGAAAAGGGCCGUGUCUAAUACUGCACUCCAAGUCAACCUACAAAGUGUCAAUACCAAUUCGAUGAAUAAUACAUCAACCAAAGAUUUGUUACUUACACAAAUAAUGGAGAAAAAUUUAUUAGAUUUACAAUCUUUGAAUGCUUCCGUUUUGCCUUCAAGUGUCGCAAUCACCUUAUCGUGUAACUCUGGUCAGCAGCUGAACGGACAGACAUGUGUUCUAAUUCAGGCCGUCCCUGGAACUUUCUUAAACACUACAACCAAUAAAAUUGAAAUCUGUCCGAAAGGAACGUACCAGCCAAAUUCCAGACAGACAAGCUGUAUCGAUUGUCCGCCAGGAAAGACGACAAUUGACAUAAUAUCAGUCUCGAGUGAUGAAUGCAAAGUGAUUUGUAGACCUGGCAGUUACUUUAGUUUGAAAACUGAUUCGUGCAUCCCAUGUGACAUUGGAUUCUACCAAAACAAAAACGGUUCUUUCUUCUGUGAUGGUUGCAUAGGUGGGAAGGUUACAUUGAAGCAAGGAAGCACAUAUCCUGAUGAAUGCGUUGUCCGAGAUAAACUCUUUCAAAGCAUUUUAAAUAUUCAUUUGAUGGGAGACAUUGAACUUUUAAAUUUUUUUCUCUUUCUUUUUCUUUCUUUCUUCCAUUAUCUAUUUUUUACUUUCCUUCUAUUUUCUUCUUAUUUUUUCCUUUCCUUCUCAUAUUCCAUCCUUCUUUUCCCCAUUUUUUUCUUAGCUUUCUUUUUUUUUCAUUUCUUUUUCUUAUUUCAUCCUUUCUCUAUUUCACUUUCUUUUUCUUCUCUUUCUUUCACUUUACUUUGUAUUUUCUUUCGUUUUUUAGCAUUCUCGUUUUCUCGGGUUUAUAGUCAUCUCUUUCGUUCCUUUUCAUGUCUUUGUCUUUUUUUAUUCUCCACUUCUUUUUUCUUCUUUCCUUUGUACUUUUACUUUCUCUCUUUCACUUUCUUUUUCUUCUCUUUCUUUCAUUUACUUUGUAUUUUCUUUCGUUUUUUAGCAUUCUCGUUUUCUCGGGUUUAUAGUCAUCUCUUUCGUUCCUUUUCAUGUCUUUUUCAUUUUUUUAUUUUCUCCACAUUCUUUUUUUCUUCUUUCCCUUUUUGUACUUUUUUUACUUUUUUUUCUCUCUUUCUUUCUCUUUCUUUUUUUUUCUCUUUCUUUCAUUUACUUUGUAUUUUUUUCUUUUCGUUUUUAGCAUUCUCGUUUUCUCAGGUUUAUAGUCAUCUCUUUCGUUCCUUUUCAUGUCUUUGUCUUUUUUUAUUCUCCACUUCUUUUUUCUUCUUUCCUUUGUACUUUUACUUUCUCUCUUUUACUUUCUUUUUCUUCUCUUUCUUUCAUUUAUCUUUAAUCUUUCUCAUUUAUCUCUUCUCUAUUUUUGAAAUUGAAAUUUUAUUCUUUCCAUUUUUCUUUCCUAUUUCGUCUUUAUUAUUUUUCUCUUUCUUUCAUUUUCCCUUCCUUCUUCAUCUCAACUUCUAUAUUUUCCUUUCUCUUUUUACUUUUAUCUUUAGUUUUUUUCUCAUUUUUCUAUUUCUUUUCCGUCUUUAUUCUUUUUUCUCUUUCUUUUUCUCUUUCUUUCAUUUUAAUUUUCAUUUUCCUUUCCUUCUUUAUCUCUACCCCCACAAGAACUCUUUCCUCGUGCUUGUAACUGCACCAUUUUCAUUGUACAUUGGAAUACUUCAUUACUAA